CUGGGAGAAUCACGGAAAGGUGCUGUCGGCUUGUUCUUGGAAGACUGGGUGUUUUUGAGCUGAAUCACGGCAGAGGCGCGUCACCGUGGGGCGUGGUUAAGCGUAAGAGAUAAACGCCGUGUCCACCGUUACGAUGCAGUUAAGUUACAGUUUGGCACGAGACGACACCGGAGCGGAGAGUCUGAGCAGCUAACCAGUGCGCGUAAAGGGAUGGAGACGAAUGAGAUCUUUUUAAUAACUGUCAUAGCCUCUCACUACAUUUGGAACUUCGUCUUCUUCGCGUGGAUUUUAACAACAAUAGAACCUUUAGAGCCGGACUGCUAUAAAACGCAUUGUUGAAGUUCUGAUCCUGUUUGCGCCAGGACACCCAAACGAGAUUAGACGAAGAGAAGUCGUAAUGAGUAGUUGUGCAAAUGGUGCAUUUUCUGGCCAGAGAGCUGGUACGGAAAGCAGAAUUUCAUGCUCAAGCUACACGUCUACCUGCGCGUAAAGGACAUGGACACAACGGCUCCAGUCACCGCUUCCUGAAUCCCUGCGCUAUGUUUUAGGAGUUCAUCAGAUAUUUCCAAGGCAAUGACCUCUGACCCCCCAGCAGUGACUACCACUGAAGCAGUGACCUCUAAACCCACUGCUGCACCUACACUGUCAGCCACAGCAGAAACCAGCAGCAGUGGCCGAACCCAAAGCCUUCCUGAAACCAGCACCAUCCCAACACUGGACCUCCGAAACCCGCUUCCUCCUCCCCUAACACCUCCCCCACCUCCUCCUCCUGCGCCAGACAUCCCUGACCUUCCACUGCCAUCACCCCCGGUCUUCCCCCUUCCUCUGCCUUCAUCCAAACCUUCUUCAUCAUCCAGUCCUCCUUCUCCUCCAUCGCCGCCUCCCGCUGACAGCCCCCAGCGUCCUACCACGCUCAAACUAAAGACGCUUCCACGUCCCAGCGUCAGGGAGAACGGCUGCCCCCCGCCUGGGCUGGAUGAGGAUGAGGAUGAGAGGAAAAUGCUGGAGGACGAUCUGAAGAAAUGCAUCGAGGACUUUAAAAAGAUCCGCAUGCCCAAAGUUUUUCCAGAUCGCAAGAGGCACUGGCAAAGGGACUUGCUAAAGAAGUACAAUGCAUAGAGAGCUUUGCUGUGGCAUCAUAAGGAGCAAACCUGACAAGGACUUUAAAACAAUGGCGAGGACAUGCUGCUAGCGCCAUACUCGGGCUUUAUAUUUACAUCGCUUUGAUUCUGACUUUGUGAAGAGUGUCAGCAAAAAACCUCUAAUGUAGCUUUUGCAUGUCAACAGAAGUGAACUGCUAAAGUAUAGUUCUCCAGCUGAGCUUGUCUAGCAGACAUGCACUACAUUUGAUGUGUUUACCCAGCAUAGAAAACAUUCACGUCCAGAUUGUGAGUCAUACUUAUGUUUUUCCCACACAAGGUUUUUUUUUUCUUUUGGAAUAGAAAAAAUAUUUGGACUCAUUUUCUUUUCACUCAGUCAAACAAUAUUAAUUGGAGCUUUCUGCCCUUCUCCCUGUACCAUGUCUGCUGAUCAAGCAACUGGAAAAUGUAAGCAAAGUUUGAAAUUUUAGGCGUUUGACCUUAAUGAUGCAAAAAUAAAAGACAGAAGUGAAAUCUCUGGUGCUAAUCAUCUAAAA
This is a messenger RNA of Pundamilia nyererei, 1636 nucleotides long. RefSeq names its product formin-1-like. The transcript is spliced from 2 exons. NCBI's taxonomy places the organism in Eukaryota, Metazoa, Chordata, Actinopteri, Cichliformes, Cichlidae. The record is from RefSeq and is a predicted model, not a curated record. The coding region runs from base 574 to 1119 and encodes 181 amino acids.